Molecule: messenger RNA, 3381 nt
Organism: Anthonomus grandis grandis
Lineage: Eukaryota; Metazoa; Arthropoda; Insecta; Coleoptera; Curculionidae
Product: E3 ubiquitin-protein ligase MARCHF6
Exons: 6
Coding region: 207-2894 (895 amino acids)
Cellular component (GO): endoplasmic reticulum membrane
Molecular function (GO): zinc ion binding
Source: RefSeq, a predicted model, not a curated record
UCAAUUAUGAAUGACAUCUGACUUGCGUCUGCAAUCAGUAAUGACACAAACACAAAAAUAAGAAAAAGGGUAAUUUUUGUGAAUCUUCAUUUUUUUCUGACUGUGUGAUAUUUUCAAUUUUUCAAUUAUUUAUUGGCGAUAUGAAGUACAUUCCAAACUUGUAGUUGCACGAGAAUCCUGUGAAGGCUACGAAACAAUUCACCACUAUGGCUGAAGAAUUAUCAAAUGGAGAUAUUUGUAGAGUGUGCCGCUCUGAAGGAGGCACAGAUCGCCCCCUGUUUCACCCUUGUAUUUGCACUGGAAGCAUUAAAUGGAUACAUCAAGAGUGUCUUGUACAGUGGAUGAGAUAUUCUAGGAAAGAGUAUUGUGAACUAUGUGGCCACAAAUUCUCUUUUACCCCUAUUUAUUCUCCAGAUAUGCCCAGACGUCUGCCAGUCAAGGAUUUAAUAUCUGGACUGCUGUCGUCUGUAGCAACAGCUGUUAAAUAUUGGAUGCACUACACUUUAGUUGCAAUUGCUUGGCUUGGAAUUGUACCUUUAACAGCUUGCAGAAUAUAUAGGGCUCUAUUUGCAGGAACCAUAGAUGCAAUACUGACUCUGCCAUUUGAAAUGUUAUCAAAUGAAAACUUGGCUGCUGAUAUCUUUCAGGGGUGUUUUGUUGUUUGUUGUACUUUGUUUGCUUUUGCUGGCCUGGUGUGGUUAAGAGAGCAAAUUUUACAUGGAGGAGGUCCAGACUGGUUGUUGAGAGAGGAAAUUGGUGCAGGGCUAGAUAAUCCACCAAGGAUGCUUAAUAAUCAGAAUAUUAUAUUGGAAGAACUGCAAGACAUUGAAGAAGAUAAUGGGGUUCCUAAUAAUGAAGAAGCUGAACAAAAUCAAGAAAACCAAGAGCAGCCAGAACAAGAAGGUAACCUGGGAGAAGACAAUAAUUGGAUCCCCAUGGAAUGGGACAGAGCAGUGGAGGAAAUAACUUGGGAAAGGCUGCUUGGCUUGGAUGGUUCUUUAAUGUUUCUAGAGCAUGUCUUCUGGGUCAUUAGCCUAAAUACCCUUUUUAUUAUAAUUUUCGCUUACGCGCCUUACCACAUGGGCGUCCUCACCUUAAACCUAUUCAACUUGCAAGAAUACGCUUCCGAAAGCCAUUUCGAAGGGCUAUUAACCACAUUGGUAGGCUACAAUACUGUUGGCCUUUUAUUUUUAAUUUUACACCGAACCUCCGGGUUUCUCGGGUUGUUUACCGCCAAAAGAAUUUUGGGUCUGUGUUAUGUGGUGGUAAAAGUGUCCAUGCUGGCAGUAAUUGAGAUCGGAAUUAUUCCACUAGUGUGUGGAUGGUGGUUGGACAUUUGCUCUCUAAAUAUGUUCGAAGCGACUCUAAAAGAUCGUGAACAAAGCUUCAGGGCGGCCCCGGGAACUUCCAUAUUUUUACAUUGGCUUGUUGGACUUGUAUAUGUUUACUACUUUGCCUCAUUCAUUCUUUUAUUAAGGGAAAUUGUGCGUCCUGGUGUUUUAUGGUUCAUGAGAAACUUUAACGAUCCAGACUUUAGUCCCAUACAAGAAAUGAUCCAUCUUCCUAUAUUGGAACACAUCAGAAAACUAAUUGUUUCAGCAGUGAUUUUUGGCAGUGCAGUACUGCUAAUGUUAUGGCUUCCCAUACGAAUAAUAAAAAUGCUGUUGCCCACAUUCUUACCUUAUACUGUUUCCUUAAACAAUGAAAGCCAAGUGAACGAACUCAGUUUGGAGCUGCUGUUGCUCCAAGUGAUCUUGCCGGCCCUUUUGGAACAAUCCCAUACCAGGGUGUGGCUAAAGGCUUUUGUCAGAUGGUGGUGCAAAAUAAUCGCUUGGGUGUUGAAUUUGCAUUCGUAUUUAUUGGGGGAUCAGAACGAGGAAGUUAAUGAGAAUGACAAUAAUGCGGAGAGGCAGGAAGACGCUUUAGGACAAGAUGGAGGCAAUUUGGCGGCGGUGCAUCAGGCAUUGUUUAUGAUGGAGACUCCUACUGGUUACCAACCGUACCAACGCCCCACCUUCUUCCUGGUACGUCUCUUCUUGCUCCUAGUAACCGUCUGCUGGUCCCUGGUUCUCUUCUCAGUGGUCGCCCUAACGGUACCAGUAUGGCUCGGACGUAGAGUGAUGGCCCUGUGGCUCGUGGGUGCUCCGCCCCCGGCUCCCCAAAUCUCCACCACCGAAGCCAAAACGGAAGUAAAAGUCCACGAACUAUACACGGCCGCAUGCGGCCUGUAUUUGUGUUGGUUGGCGGCCAGGGCGGUCACUUUGGUACUCGGGUGGUUGCCGCAAGGGCGUGACGCGAUGAUGGGCAGACUGAGACAGUGGUUUUAUUUGGGGUUGAAAACGAUCGCGGCCAGCGUGUUAUUGUUGGGGGUAAUCCCGCUUUUGUUCGGGUUAUUAUUGGAAUUGGUGGUGAUUAUCCCUUUGAGGGUGCCAAUCCAUCAAACCCCGAUAUUGUUUAUAUGGCAAGAUUGGGCUCUGGGAGUGCUUUAUACGAAGAUUGCUUGUGCGAUCACCAUGAUGGGACCAGAUUGGGUUUUAAGAGCGGCAAUUGAACGAGUUUAUCGCGAUGGCAUAAGGGAUAUGAAUCUCUCUUUGAUUUUUAAGGAACUCGCCCUGCCUGUUAUAGUUUGUUUCGGGUUCGCUUUGGCUGUCCCGUAUGUACUCGCUUAUUCCGUGAUUCCGCUGUUCGUUUCCAAUUUGCAACUAAGGAAUUUAAUAGCCAGAAGGCUCUAUCCGUUUUUAUUGCUCGUAGCAACAGUGAAUAUCAUAAUCGUAUUGCAAAUUAGACAAUUUAAGAAGUUGUACGAGCAUAUUAAGAACGAUAAAUAUUUAGUAGGCCAACGGUUGGUCAAUUACGACCAUCGGAAGGCUCGCUCUCAAACGCCCGCAACGUAACUUUAAGAUGAAUUGAAACAAAAAAAUAAUUUAUUUAUAUUAAUAUAUUAUAAAAAGGAAUUUCUUCCACCUGAAGUGUCAACUGAAUGAUUUUUACAAAAUUGAAUCAAACCUCCCUAAAAACCCUCCUAUAUGAUAUUAAAGAUUACGUUCUUUAAGAUCAUUUUGCUCCAUGUGAACAACUAUGAAAUAAGGUAAGAUCAGAACCUUAUUCAUCUUGCAAACAAAUUAAUUUAAGGACUCUAAUAAGGGAUAAUUUAAUAGUAAAUAUAUAUAUUUUAACAUAAUAUCAACAUUAAUUUUGCUGUAUUGUUAGAGACUAAACCUAUCAACUCCUUAUUUAUAAAUAUAUAUAUAUACUAAAUGAUUUUAUUUUUAAAAUCUGCUAUAACUCAUUUCCCUAAAACUUGUGUUAAAUUAGCAAUUGUUUGUUUUAAGUGACAUUGUGAUAAAUCGCCAAUUUAAUAAAAACUGUAUAUAGCAAAAA